UUGACCAGGUCAAACUGUUCCUUCCUCUUCCAUCCCCUAAUAAACAGGCGGAUGCCGAGCUGUGUUGCCCCUUCACCACCCAUCAAUCUCUGCAGCUCCUGAGGUCACUAAUCCCAUGGUCUUCUUCCCCAUCCCCACCUCCAUCCCAUUCCACCCUCACCUCCGCGCCACCACCACCGCCGUCAAGUACUGAUCGAUCGAUCCAUCCAUCAUGGAACUGCAGCUCUCCCCCUCCCCCUCAUCCUCCUCCUCCUCGUCCUCCAUGGGCGACACCACGGAUGUGGUCGUCACGGACGACGAGACCACGGUGCCGGAAAACCUCAAAUCCAGUGAGAAGAAAGCGCUGCUUGAACUGAGGACAAUGCUGGAAGACGCCAUCGCGGCUGGUCAGCUCCUCCACCACCCUUCCCAUCGCCACGAGAGGAGCAAGACCCGUGUUGCCAACUCUUGUUCGGUGAACUCCUCGUGCGUGAAGGCAGAGGAGGCGGAGGAGGAUCUGAGCGACGUCUCUUUGUGGGGCGUUCCGCUGUUGCCGAGCAGAAAGCACGAGAGCACCGACGUGAUCCUCCUCAAGUUCCUCCGAGCCAGGGAGUUCAAGGCCGCCGAGGCGUUGGACAUGAUCGGGAGGACGCUGAGAUGGAGAAGAGACUUCGGCGUCGACGGGAUGAUGGAGGGGGAAGGUGGCGCUGACGCAGCGCCGCCGCAGCCGCCACCGCCGCACCUCAAGAGUGCAGCAUACAUUGACGGCAGAGACAGAGAAGGCCACCCGGUAUGCUACAACAUCUACGGCGUGUUCAAGGACAAGGACGUGUACCGGCAGACCUUCGGCGACGAGGAGCGGCAGGAGAAGUUCCUCCGCUGGAGAGUGCAACUGAUGGAGCAGGGAAUCAAGCAGAUGAGCCUGAAGCCUGGUGGAGCGGCGGCGAUGCUUCACAUCAUCGACUUCAAGGACUCGCUGAGGCCGGGCAUGAGGGAGCUCCGCAGCGCCACCAGAGAAAUCGUCUCCAUUAUGCAGGACAACUAUCCCGAGUUCGUCGCAAAGAACAUAUUCUUGAACGUCUCCUUCCGCUACUACGCUUACCAUGCACUCUUCUCUCCCUUCAUCACUCCAAGAACAAGGAGCAAGUUCAUCUUCGCCAGGCCCGCCAAAGUCACGGAAACGCUUCUCAAGUUCAUGUCCCCGGAGAACAUACCGGUGCAGUACGGUGGCCUGAGAAGGGGGGAGGACGACGACGAGUUCUCAGCUGAAAACGAACGAGCGUCGGAGUUGGUGAUCAGAGGCGGAGGAAUCGGACGCAUCGAAAUCCCCAUACUGGAGCCAGGGGUGACUGUCGUUUGGGACAUCACGGUGGUGGGAUGGGACGUGAACUACAGGGAGGAGUUCAUCCCGGAAGAUGAGGGCUCGUACAAGAUCUUGAUCCAGAACGAGAAGAAGCCGGAGGAGUGCAUCCGGAACUCCUUCUACAUCAGCGAGCCGGGGAAGGUGGUGCUGACCGUGGAGAACAGGACGUUCAAGAAGAAGCGAGUGUUCUACAGGUCGAAGAGCAAGCCCACCAUCCCCUUGUAUGAUCUGCUAAGCCAAACACAGCAACCACAGUUGUAGGUUUACUGCACGCACGUUGUUAUCUGCGACGCAACAUGCACAACAGCUUACUGCCUUCACAGGGAUGAUGUGCCAUCCAUGCAUAUCAUAUCGGUUCUUGUAUCAUAUCCACAAUGAACACAUGUGUAUCACCAAGGCAUGAUGUACGACUGUUGGAAACAUGUUGAAGAUUCAGCGUGUAAGUAAAGACUGAGAGACUAAAUUAAUGACACC
Messenger RNA from Musa acuminata subsp. malaccensis (wild Malaysian banana), 1816 nucleotides. RefSeq names its product patellin-4-like. Gene Ontology annotation, molecular function: lipid binding. The record is from RefSeq and is a predicted model, not a curated record. NCBI's taxonomy places the organism in Eukaryota, Viridiplantae, Streptophyta, Magnoliopsida, Zingiberales, Musaceae.